CAGACAGGUUAGAGUAGCUGUUGUCAGUUAUACCUCUCUUCUCUAUGCGGUAACAGCUGAUUGACUACUCUCCGCGAUGCAUCACGACUUUCGCAUAUCUGUGCUAGUGUCAUCUCUCCUGGGGUUACUGACCACUUGUGACGCUGUUCGGCCCAACAUUGUCAUCAUUUUGGCUGAUGAUCUCGGGUGGAAUGACGUUAGUUUCCACGGGUCAGACCAGUUCUCUACCCCUAACAUCGACGCCUUGGCGUACUCCGGGGUUAUUCUCCAGGACUACUACACCCAGCCGAUCUGCACACCGGCCAGGGCCGCCCUGCUCACCGGCAGACACCCCAUAAGCAACGGUAUGCACCAUGACGUCAUAUAUGCGUCACAACCGUGGGGUCUGCCACUGUCCGAGCGUCUACUGCCACAACACCUCCAGUCUCUGGGUUACAUGACACACGCGGUGGGCAAGUGGCACCUAGGGUUCUACAAGGCUGGCUACACACCCACACAACGAGGCUUCCACUCCUUCUUCGGCAGCUGGCUCGGCCAUCAGGACCACUUCAAGCACACUCUGGGACUGAAGAUCCACCGCCAACAAAAAGCUCGCUACUCAACAGGCUAUGACAUGCACAGGGACCUGAACGUCUCCUGGGAAGGUGUGGGCAAAUACUCCGCGGAUCUGUACACCGAAGAGGCGGAGUCAGUGAUACACCAGCACAACUUGUCCAGACCACUGUUCCUGUACCUGUCUCACACUGCACCCCAUUCCCCCUAUCAGGCACCAGACCACACCAUCGCCAGGAUGAGACAUGUCACUCCCAAGAAACGUAGGAUAUAUUCAGCAAUGGUGACCAAAGUGGAUGAAUCCGUAGGGCGAGUGACUCAGGCCCUGAAGGAUAAGGGCAUGUUGAACAACUCCAUCAUACUCUUCCUCUCUGACAACGGAGGUUCAGUUGCAGGUCAUGGCGGUAGUUACAGCUCCAACUGGCCUCUUAGAGGGGGCAAGGACACUCUGUGGGAAGGAGGUGUGCGAGCUGUAGGGCUGAUUUGGAGUCCUCUUUUGACGGGAACUCCCAGAGUUCACCGAGGACUUUUCAACGUCCAAGACUGGCUUCCGACCCUACUUUCUGCUGCCGGAGCUCCUGCCUACUUGAAAAAAGGCCAGAUAAAGACGGAUGGAGUAAACCAAUGGGAAACUCUGAACGGUUCUGAACGACCUCCUUACGAGUCCAUGCUCCACAAUAUCGACAGUGUGAGGAAAAUCGCUGCCCUCCGAUACAAGAAUUGGAAGCUUGUAAUAGGUAGAACAUAUCACGGAAGGUAUGACAGCUGGCUUGGUAAACUGAGCGCCUCUCGCCGGGACUACACUCUUGAUGCUGUGAGAGACAGUUUCGCAGGGAGAGCUAUCCAUGACUCUCCAGCGUCUCUCCCUCGACCUCCUGUGAUGCUGCGUCUCCGGAAACAAGCCUCCAUCUCGUGCCCAUCUCUUCCACGUGAGGACAAAUCUUGCAAACCUCACAAAAAUCCCUGCCUCUUUGACAUCGAGAAGGACCCCUGUGAGCUCACAGACUUGGCCAAGUCUCACCCUCAGUUGGUCCGCCAGAUGAACGCUAUGCUGCAGAAGUACCGGCCAGUGAAGCCCAACAAUCGCCGCAGAGACUACCGCAGCUAUCCUCACCAUUGGAACAACACGUGGACCAACUGGGGUGACCUGGUAUAACCCUUACUGGCAUAACCUAGUAGAUAGGACAUUUUGGGGAUGAUGACUGAUGAUAACACUAAUUCUAUUAAUGAGCACUGUAUAAUACAAACUUUUACCAGUAUAAAAUAUGUCUUUGAAGCUU
This is a messenger RNA of Homalodisca vitripennis (glassy-winged sharpshooter), 1832 nucleotides long. RefSeq names its product arylsulfatase B-like. The record is from RefSeq and is a predicted model, not a curated record. Lineage: Eukaryota; Metazoa; Arthropoda; Insecta; Hemiptera; Cicadellidae.